AUUAGCUACGAAGCCUCCUUGGAGGCGCUGAGCCUGAAGCGGUUCUACCCCUCGUUCCUGCGCACCAUUCCCAGUGACAGGCAGCAAGUGAAGGCCAUCUUCCUGCUGCUGCAGCGCGACGUGUGUGUCGCCUACCGAGGCAUCAUCCCCGUCAACAGGGACGCCAGCAGCCCGGAGCUCCGCAACCUGGUCAGAAUCCUCACAGACGUCAGGGUCAAUGUCACCGUUGUCUUUGCCAACAGAGGAAGCGCCCGCCCUUUCUUUGAGGUGGUGGUGCAGAGGAACAUCACCGGCAUGGUGUGGGUGGGCUCUGAAGACUGGUCAUUAGACCAAACCAUCUGGCAGGUGCCAGGCAUCCAGAGUAUCGGCUCAGUGAUCGGCAUGUCGGUUGAGAAGACAGCAUCCACAAUGCUGGAACGCUUUGAGUCUUGGAAGACAGCAGAGGAAAGCACUGCACCUGAACGUGCCGGCAGCACAGAGGCAGGUGGGGGGACUGGAGGCGGCGCACAGCUGCGCUGCACCCAGCGCUGCACUGGCUGCCGCUUGCUUGCCGCUGCCCCUGACAUGUAUGACGCUCAAGCCUCCUUCAACGUGUACUCAGCUGUGUACGCUGUGGCCCACGGCCUCCACGACCUGCUGGGCUGCGGCUCGGGGGCGUGCAGCAAAGGCACAGUCUAUCCCUGGCAGCUCCUACAAAAAAUCAAGCAAGUAAACUUCUCCCUGUACAAGAGCCACAUCUCUUUUGAUGCCAGUGGGGACAUCCGUAAAGGCUAUGACAUCGUCAUGUGGAACUGGAGCGGCCUGAGCUGGGCUUUUGAUGUGAUAGGAACCUUCAGCGUGAACCCUGACAGGCUGAGUGUUGACCAGGGCAAAAUCCUGUGGCACACAAAAGAUCGCCAGGCUCCCACCUCUGUGUGCUCUGAGGCCUGUCAACCCGGGGAGAAGCGGCUGCAGCGGAGCCACCACCGAUGCUGCUUCAGCUGUGUGGCCUGUCCAUCAGGAACCUUCCUGAACAGAUCAGACCCCUAUGGUUGCCAGCCCUGCAGGGUAGACGAGUGGGCCCCGGCAAGGAGCGAAGCUUGCUUCAACCGCACCGUCGAGUUUCUGUCAUGGUCUGAGCCUCUCUCCUGGGCACUGCUGACCCCCACUGUCCUCCUCAUGCUGCUCAUGGCAGGGCUGGCUGUCCUCUUCGCCCUGAACGCAUCCACACCAGUGGUCAAGUCUGCAG
Molecule: messenger RNA, 1228 nt
Organism: Balearica regulorum gibbericeps (East African grey crowned-crane)
Lineage: Eukaryota; Metazoa; Chordata; Aves; Gruiformes; Gruidae
Source: RefSeq, a predicted model, not a curated record